Alnus glutinosa is the source of this 2890-nucleotide messenger RNA. RefSeq lists its product as uncharacterized. The transcript is spliced from 14 exons. The record is from RefSeq and is a predicted model, not a curated record. Bases 108 to 2072 code for a protein of 654 amino acids. Lineage: Eukaryota; Viridiplantae; Streptophyta; Magnoliopsida; Fagales; Betulaceae.
AGGCGACACGUUUGUUUGCCGUUUCGCGCCAAACUAGUGUGGGAGAGAGAGCGCAAUUGAAGAAGAAGAAGAAGAAGAAGAAGAAGAAGACGACGACGACGAAGGACAUGGUCCAGGUGUGUUUCGUGCUGGAUCUGCGGAGCUUGUCUCCUCCGUUUCUUAGAGACGUAAAGCAGUCCUUACUACAGGUAGCUAAUUUCUACGCCAUUUCAUCAUCGUCCUCUUUUUUGCGUAAAUCGAACUCUCUCAGAGAUAGGAUUGGCUUGUGCUACGUCUUUAAAAACCGAUUUUCUUCUUCUGAUGAGCUGAAAAUCGCUUACCGUCCCAGAGAAAGCUUCAAUCUACGCGAUUUCCACCAUGCUGUUAACCACUUGCCCUCCGAUGCUUUUCUUCCUCAAAUCAAUGAUUCGGACUCUCUCUGUCAUCCGGGGGAUCUAAAACUUUCAACUAUGUUGAGUGAUCAAUUUUUAUAUUCCUGGGGAACUGGUAAGGAUAUCGUGAGGAAAGUGAUAGUUCUGAGCUCAUGCUUUCCAGAAGAUGUAGACUCUAUCAUGAGAAAAUCUCUCGCGGAUGCAGCAGACAAGUGUGUUUCAGUCGAGUUUCUGUUAUUUGAGCAAAAAUCAGGUCAUCUCAUUGAUACACAGCAAAAUAUCAACAAUUUCUUCAGAUAUAUCUCUGAUCUAGAUAAUUGCUCGUUUCAAACCUAUCUCCCAGAUGUCAGAGUGUUGCAUGGCCUGGUUAAACGAUGGAAAGCGGAUCUAGAGGACGAUGCGGAAGAACCAUUGCAAGCUCGUUUUCUCUUUAAGAACAAUCUUGUAGGCUCAGUGAAUCAGAUCUCCUGCAACUUGUACAUAUCUAUCAAUAAAAUAAUUGAUGGAUUCAGUCCCUGCCAGACAUGCAGUUGUCAUGGAAUUCCGUUAGAAGAUGCCAUAAGAAACAGGACAGAGGGACCAUCUUGUCCAGCCACUGGCCAUGAUCUUGGAAAAGAUGCUGUGAUAGAAAAUUCGGUGAAGGUUGGAGAAAAUAUAAUGCUCUUUCUGCCGUCAUUCCAGAGCUCUAUGAAAUUUCAAAAAAUUUCUUCACCAAUUGACUUCAAUGUUGUUGAGCGGAUUAACUUGGGGUCUCUAAGUGAAGGUAGUAUAAUGGGGGAUUCCUAUGUCGUAAUUCCAUCAGCUUGUCAUGAAAUAGAAGCUGCUUCAGAUGACAUAGAACAGUUAGAGUUGAAUGCUCAACUUUUUCAAGGGCUUUGCAGCGCUUUAUAUUCGCUAGACCAGGGUUUGGUAUGCUCCUCCCGUUGUAAUAUGGAAACCAUGAAAGAGGCUGCUUUCCACUGCUAUUAUAUUCUUCAACCUUCAGACAAUGGCCCAAUGCUUCUCAGGCGUCUUGCGGGAUCAGAGGAAGUCUCUUGUGUUCCUGACCUCAAUCAAUGUAUUCAUUCUUCGGUGACCGAGGAAAUUCAGAACUCCAUUCAAUCUUCUUUGUCACUGAUUGAACUAAAAGACUAUGAUCCGGUGGUGCAUGAGAGAGGCUUCCAUCAAAAACUAAACUUGCUUGUCAAAGAAAGUUUACUAUUUGGGUCAGUACAUCCUAAAUUUAAAGAGGUGGCCUCUGAACCGAAGAUAACUCAACCUGACUCUUUACAUGAGAUCGUACAAUCAAAUUCUGGAUUAGAUGUUGUACUUGUGGAAGAGGAAUCCCUGCAGUUUGAUCUGCCCAUGGGAGAAGACAAAACCAGCGCCCAUAUUACAGAAGAAUGGGAGCAGCUGGUUGUUAAUGAAGUCCCAAAAAUAUAUUCUCCAGCUUGUCUUUCCAAACCCAAGUUGGAUCAAUCAGUUCUAUCGCCUGCAAAUAGUAAUAGGCAGCUGGAUGUAAAAACUUCAAGGAUUUUAGAGAGACUGGAGGUCCCGAGACAGUUAAAAAAGAGAGUAUUUUCUCCUGUUACCACAAACAGUGGGAUGAUGGAUACUUGCGUUCCAAGGAAGAAGCCUCUUACCCCACUGCAGUCCGUUGAUGCUACUGCAAGCCAGCUAAUGAAACCAAAUUUCCAUAGACUAAAAAGGAAACAUAAAUGAAAAGAAGGCUGCUGCUAGUGUUGAGCAUGGAGUAUCUUUGCGAAAAAGGUCAAUGAGGAAUUCUUUUCAUAUUUGCAUCUCUCUCUUCCCAGAGCAUUUCAACGGCUUGCCUGCAAUGAAUUCAGAAGGCCCCAUAUCUGUGAUAGGAACAGGGAAAGGAAAGCUGAAAGCGCUGUCGGUGUGAAGAUAAAAAGUUGGUUCACAAAAAGAAGUGGAAUAUAGAUGUUACAGCAUAAAGCAACGCAGAAAACUAUCAAAUUCAGUGAAGCGGGGCCGGGGACUGACCUACUCGGGCAUGGGUGUGAUUAGAGGCAAUGCGCUCGUAGACACAGUGCCAGUUGGGUUUGGCAAAGUGAGACUUGACACGUGUACCGGAGACGAUGUCAAUGCCAUUCUUCGCAUGAUUGAGGGACUGAAGCAUGGCAAUGAGAGCAGAACGGGCAUCACCCUCUUCGUAGACGCUGGUGCAGUAAGUAUUGAGAUCAAUCACUCCCCUGCUGUCCAGUUCAGCGACCUCAUUCAUCUCCCCUCUAAACCAGUCGAAGGACCCCUGCUCCCGUGUCACCCAGUAAAAGUAUGUCUUCCUUGUCUGGAAGUUGUUGAUCGUUGACCCUGCUGCUUUUCUUUUUGGUACUGCUUCUGCUGUUGUUGCUUUUAAUGUCUGACCGCUUCUCCCAUUCAUUCCAUUCUCUAAAGCAUCCUCCUCCUCCUCCUUUACGGCCUUGAUGUUGUUUACUAUGUCCUUCAUAAUACUGAUCAUUGGGGUUGCCCCAAUUCCCAGCCCGACUAAUAACACCACCUCAUAGUUUUUGUAUUCU